AUGACUGAUUCCGAUUCUACAGAUUAUUCAGACAUACAAACUUAUGAUGAAUCGUUUGAAAAUACAACUCCAUUUAUUAAUUUUUUUAUGAAUCAAGAUCAUGCCCCACCUCGUAGUUCAAUGCAUUACCUGAAGAUAAAAGAAAAUAGAGAACCAAUCAAAACCACUUCUAAGGCAAAUUUUUGGUGUAUUCCUAAAGAACUAUAUAAAAGAGAGAUUGGUCACAAUAAUAAAUGUUCAGUAUGGCGUAACACAUUUUAUCAAUCAGAGGUUGCGACACAAAAACUUAAAUUGAGUAAACAAUUAAUAAGUCAUGAGAGUUAUUCAAGAUCUAUUGAUUUUAAUAACGCUGGUAACUUAUUAGCUAGCGGAUAUGAUGGUACAAUAGUCGUCUGGGAUUGGUCUUGGGGAAAUCCCAUACUUAAACAUACUCAAAGUCUACAUGCCGAAAAGAUAUCUCACAUAAAAUUUCUUACAAAUCAAAUUUUGACAGCUGGAAAAGAUGGAAUAAUUAUAUUGGCUGAUGUGCAUAAUUCUGGUAUUAUACAUAGUAGAUUAAUAUCACGUCAUAUUAAGCAAUGCAGUAAAAUUGGAGUACAUUGUGAAGGGAGACCUGGUAUACUACAUAUCAAGACUGUUCAAGGAAAUAGCUUGCAAUUAUAUGGUAUUGACAUAAAUCCUAUGAAACCAUUUGAAUUUAUUGUAAAUGGCGAAGAUGAUUGUGUAAGAAUGUAUGACAAAAGAAAAAUAUUACAUAAACCAGUAAAAAUAUUCCAACCUUUUCUUCCUACUAGAGAACGAUUGGAAGACCAUUUUUAUGACGGUGGAUUUCUAGAACCACCCAGUGGUAAUCGAAAUACUGCUUCUGCUGUUUAUAAUUAUUGUGGUACAGAAAUUUUAGCUGUCUGUGGUAAUGAACAUAACAAUAAUAUUGUUCUGUACAAUGUUAAUGAUCCACCUAAAACUAUUUCACACCGUUAUAUCAAUGAAACAAGUUUUAAUUCAUCGAUAACUGCAAUUAAUUUUUAUGGACCCAGAAGUGAGUAUGUAGUAUAUGGUUCGAACAAAAAUUUUUUUGUAAUUUUUGAUAAGAAAACAGAAGCAUUGGUUCUAAAAAAAUGCCAAAAAGGACAAGGAAAAAUUUCAGCAAUAGAGGGACAUCCACAUUUACCAACCCUUGCAACUAGUGGACGGUUAAACGCUAUUCAUAUAUGGGAACCACUGAGUGAAAGACAGUCGCCAGAUAUUGAAAACUUACAAGAGUGCACAACACGUCAUAUAAAAGAAAAUAAAAGAUUAAGAAUGGAUCUUACUGAUACAAAGAUGGGUGAUAACGGUCAAUCUGCUGCAAUCAUAGAUAACACGCCAUUCUCGUACUCUGCGUUGGACUCGAUGCAGAGCCGCUUAAUCGCUUUUGAGGCUGCCUGGGAAGAAAAUCGACGUAGAAAGAGAAUUGGCCGUCCUAUAGCAUACGUCAAACCAACCCCAAGACCGUCCCUAAAGCCUAUGUUUUCAUUGCAGUCACGUCGUUGCUGA
This is a messenger RNA of Sipha flava (yellow sugarcane aphid), 1536 nucleotides long. RefSeq names its product DDB1- and CUL4-associated factor 8-like protein 2. The transcript is spliced from 11 exons. Bases 1 to 1536 code for a protein of 511 amino acids. The record is from RefSeq and is a predicted model, not a curated record. NCBI's taxonomy places the organism in Eukaryota, Metazoa, Arthropoda, Insecta, Hemiptera, Aphididae. Gene Ontology annotation, cellular component: Cul4-RING E3 ubiquitin ligase complex; cytoplasm. Gene Ontology annotation, molecular function: protein binding.